GUCAUCACGCAGUGUGCUUGGCCACGCCCCUACCCUUGUUUUGUAAACGUUCGGGUAGGAAAUCUUAUCGUUGACUGAGGAUCCGCGGUGUUUACAGUGGUUACAGUGUUCACUGGAUACACAGAGCUGCAGGCAUGACAGCCAAACGAGGUCUCAUCACUGAUACAUUUAAAGUAGUGAAGAAGGCAAGGAAAGAAGACAAGAGACCUCCUUCACCACCUGAUGCAGAUCCAGAACCUCCUCGCCCCAGUAAAAGAGAAAUUGAUCUGCAGGAACUGAGGAAGUUUGACCUGGACUGGCGUUUUGGGCCAUGCACAGGGAUCAGCCGAUUACAAAGAUGGGAGAGGGCAGCACUGCAUGGGCUGGACCCCCCACAUGAGAUUAAAGACAUACUGCUGACGGAGAGCGUGGACCCAGAGUACACACAUAGCCUCUGGCGGGAUUACCCAUUGUGAAGAAAAUAAGAUGACUGAAGAAAAAGAAGAUUGUGAGAGUGGAUAAUUGUUGAUUGUUUAUGAUCAUGAUUGUUUUUUGCUCCUGUUUGCUUGUUGCUGUUUGUUAAUCCAACCUGUGAGCUUGCAAUGUUUUACACUACGUUUAUAGUAAAACACUUUUAACAAAAAAUCCCUUUGUCAUAAACUCUUAUUCUUACCGUUAUUUAAUCCUAAAUUGGACACUAUUCUCUAAUUUAACAGAUAACAGGGUGCAAACAGGCUAACACACAAUGCCUUGAUUGCACCUGACUUAAUUUGCCAUCUAGUCAAGUAUCUGCAUGAUCACACGGCACAGCCAAUUUCCUCUUAGUAGGCCUGUCACCGUAACUAUAUAAUCAAAAUAUUGUACCAUAUGUGGUCGUGACCUGAAUUAUGUUUGAUGACCUUAAUAUCUAUUGUUUAUUGUAUUUCUAUUUGUGUUUGUUCAUAGACAAAUUAAAUACACCGAUAUUUUA
This is a messenger RNA of Astyanax mexicanus (Mexican tetra), 949 nucleotides long. Its product is annotated as DNA polymerase delta 4, accessory subunit. The record is from RefSeq and is a predicted model, not a curated record. Gene Ontology annotation, molecular function: DNA-directed DNA polymerase activity. Gene Ontology annotation, biological process: DNA synthesis involved in DNA repair; DNA-templated DNA replication. Gene Ontology annotation, cellular component: delta DNA polymerase complex. Lineage: Eukaryota; Metazoa; Chordata; Actinopteri; Characiformes; Acestrorhamphidae.